Messenger RNA from Limulus polyphemus (Atlantic horseshoe crab), 456 nucleotides. RefSeq lists its product as uncharacterized. NCBI's taxonomy places the organism in Eukaryota, Metazoa, Arthropoda, Merostomata, Xiphosura, Limulidae. The record is from RefSeq and is a predicted model, not a curated record. The annotation marks the transcript as partial. The transcript has 5 exons.
UUCCAAAACAUUGGGAGGAGUUCGAAAACAAACAAUUCAAGAAACUCACACAAAAAUUUUAAUUUAUCUAUUCAGGGGGACAGUCUACGUAAGAAACAAACACUUGAAGACAGACUUCCCGUCAUAGACGAGGAAGGAAACGGCGAUCCUGGGUACGAAUUUGUCUUCGCAGAUAACUUGAAAGGUUUCCUGACGGAUGAAAAGAACGAAGAACAUUUUGAAGAUAGUGACAGUACAUCUGAAGAUGAUUAUGAAGACAGUUAUGACUACCUAGAUAAUGGAACUGAUGAUGUCGAUGAAGCGUGUAGACGAAAGUAUGAUUUGUGCAUGGAGUCUGGAUCAACGAACCCAGGAAAACUCCGUUGUCAAAAAUCGUACUUUUUGUGUUUACUGGAUGAUGAUGAGGACAUCUACAAUGAACUUUGAGCACAUUUCUAAAACAGUGUUAAUAUUAAA